Phialemonium atrogriseum is the source of this 1400-nucleotide messenger RNA. RefSeq names its product putative ribokinase protein. The record is from RefSeq and is a predicted model, not a curated record. Lineage: Eukaryota; Fungi; Ascomycota; Sordariomycetes; Cephalothecales; Cephalothecaceae. Gene Ontology annotation, molecular function: ribokinase activity. The coding region runs from base 359 to 1357 and encodes 332 amino acids. Gene Ontology annotation, biological process: D-ribose metabolic process. The transcript has a single exon.
UGGAAAGUUGUUAUGGCAACGCCAGCCAAGGCUGGGUCAGGUGUUUAUAACCUGAGGUCAGAUGAUGCAGUGGAUCAUGCCAACAUCGCCGGGCAGCUUUGAAGCUCCACAGAAUUUUCUGCGCCGGACCUAUUCAGCGCACAAUUGGCUACAUAGGUAUAUAUAUAAGUUUUUACAUACGUGGAGAUUUGGGAUCUAUAAGUUAACCUUAAAAAUCCCCUACUUGUUUAUGCGAACGGCGGCAGGUUGCUCUCAUCACUGAUCGAGGUCGUAUUCUUCACCAUCAGCCCCACUCAGCUCACCAAUACAUACGGAUACACAUCUCGAAAGAAGAAAAAAGGGGAAAGGAGAGACAAAAAUGGCAUCCAAAACCCCCCGCAUCACCGUCCUCGGGUCCCUCAACAUCGACUUGGUAUCCUACGUCCCGCACCACCCGCUGCCGGGCGAGACCCUGACCUCCAACUCCUUCGCCGUCUCCCCCGGCGGCAAGGGCGCCAACCAGGCCGUCGCGUGCGCGAAGCUGUCGCGCCCGGGCGCCGGCGGCUCGGCCACCCCGGGGGGGCUCGAGACGGCGUCGGUGGGCAUGGUGGGGUGCGUCGGGGCCGACAGCUACGGGGCCCUCCUGCGGGACAACCUGUCCGCGCACGGCGUGGACGUGUCGCGCGUCGCGGUCCGCGAGCAGCUCAAGACGGGCGUCGCCAUCAUCGUCGUCGACGAGCCCACGGGCCAGAAUCGCAUCAUGCUCUCGCCCGAGGCGAACCACACCCUGCGGCCAGACGACGUCUCGCCCGGCCCCGCGCUGCUGGAGGCCUUGGGCGGCCGCCCUGACCUGCUGAUCAUGCAGCUGGAGGUCCCGUUGGACACGGUGCUGGCGGCGCUGGCGAGCGCGAGGGAGGAGGGCGUGCCUGUUCUGCUGAACCCGGCGCCGGCUGUGAGGCUGCCGGCGGAUGCGCUGAAGGGGCUGGCGCACCUCAUUGUGAACGAGACGGAGGCAGCCAUCCUGGGGGGGUGCGAGGAGAGCGUGCUGGAUUCGGAGGAAGGCAUGGAGGCGGUGGCGAAGGGGUUCGUCGGCCAGGGGGUGCAGAACGUCAUCAUCACCCUGGGCGGCAGGGGCGUCUACUACAUGAACGCCGCUGGCGCGAAGGGCCUACUGCCCGCCCUCAAGGCAAAGGUCGUUGACACGACGGCCGCGGGGGAUACCUUUGUGGGACAGUACGCGCUCGAGGCCGUCUCGGGCGCCAGCUUCGACAUCGUCGGGGCCGUCAACAAGGCGAAUCGCGCCGCUGCCAGGACUGUCGAGAGGUUGGGGGCACAGGUAUCCAUUCCCUGGAGGGACGAGCUAGAGCAAUCCUCUUGAUUUGGCUAGGUAGCUACGACAAAUGACACCUAAUUCUACAUUC